This is a messenger RNA of Phanerochaete carnosa HHB-10118-sp, 864 nucleotides long. RefSeq lists its product as uncharacterized. Bases 1 to 864 code for a protein of 287 amino acids. Lineage: Eukaryota; Fungi; Basidiomycota; Agaricomycetes; Polyporales; Phanerochaetaceae. The transcript has a single exon. The record is from RefSeq and is a predicted model, not a curated record.
AUGAUUGCGAGACGAGCCAAAUACGCGCACACAACUCAACGGCGCGCAACCACGUGGACGACGCUUACGCCCGGCACGUUGGCGCCCAGCGAACACGCUUUGCCUCCUGCCAUCAUCUGCCCUCCCGCCCAAGGCCAGCUUCGCAUGUUCCCCGUCCGCGUCGCCAGCCGCGACCCACACCACAUCAACAACGACGCCCGAGCCGCCAUCCACAGCGAGCUCAGCAUGAACAUGCACCACUCCGCAGACCGGGACCCGCGCAUCUACGGUUCAUACGGCACCACUCUCCACCGCACACUACACACCACCCCGCUCUCGACGCCUUCAGCCCAUCCUCACGCGCCACUGUACGCCACCCACAGACACCGCGGCUCUCUCGACGAGCGCUACACUCCCAGUCUUGCCACCAGCACGCCCUCUAGCAGUCCCACUACGGCUAGCUCGUCCCCGCCGCCGCCCACUUCGCCGUCCACCAGCUCGCUCCCGUCAUCUGCAUAUCCGCGCCACGUCGGAUACAGCUACCACGCACAGCAGUAUGACAGCAGGGAGAGCAGAAGCACGGCUGUCAAGGUGCGCGCACACAGUCCCGCCAUCGCCUCUGGCCACCGAUAUGCGUACGCCCCGCCACGUGCGGCCGUCUUUGACGACGAGUACGAUGAUACCCUCCGUGAGUCCUAUUUCCCUCGUUUUACCCCUUUUUCUUCGUUCUUCCCCUUGUUUCGUCCUGUGUCUUUGCCCAUCUUGCACCGCUGCCGUCACCCUGCACUCGCCCUGAGCAUGCACCCGCCACUACCUACCCUCGUGUCGGCACUCGCCCGUCGCCGGCCAUCUGCCCACACGCUCUCGGGCUCCGAUCCCCUCUGA